AUGGGACCGACGACAAUCGGAAAUGAGGUGCAACUCGAGCGCAGCGCGACGCCUACCUACAAACCUGUCUACGAUGCUUUUAAUGUGAAUGGCCUAAAACAACGCGACGUGUUUGUAACACGUUCCCGAUCGAUACCCCCACAGGGUUCCCCCGUGUGGUCGGAUGAGGGAUUUUCAGAUCGGACCAGCACGCCACAACCGUCUUCUGUGUCAAAUUCUCCUCCAAGGCUUCCGCGAACGCCCGUUUUGACGCCUCAAUCCUCUUCAAUGUCAUUGCCGAGCCAACAGUCAAUAAUACCUAACCCUUUGGAGCGCCAAACAACCUUCAUCUACUCGGCUCCGAACGUGGUAGAGGAUCAACUAAAGUCGAAAUCGGACGAACGAUUGCCGAAAAAAGCUGCCGGAGACGUUUCGUUGACUGCCGAGCAGUGUAUAGCAUUUAUCUACAAGGCUUGUCGACGGUUACACCCGGUAAAAUGCGAAGGGGUGCAGAUAAAGCUGGAAGCGCUAAAGGAGCAGAUACAAAAGCAGGGGAUGACCGAGCCGUGCGUCAAGAAAUUGAAUUUCGUCGUUGACGCGCUCGACCGCGAACAAUACGAUGAAGCUUGGGCGUUCUUUGAUCAAUGGCAGCAGAAAUUCCCCGAGCAAAUGGGGAGUUGGACUCAAGGGAUGAAAAUUAUGAUCUCCGAGCUGAAGCGGACCUAUGGCCGCGUGGGCAGCGCCGGAAGUCAACGAUUGAAGAUAUCG
This is a messenger RNA of Mesorhabditis spiculigera, 747 nucleotides long. The record is from the annotation of a GenBank genome assembly. Lineage: Eukaryota; Metazoa; Nematoda; Chromadorea; Rhabditida; Rhabditidae.